Messenger RNA from Drosophila innubila, 8818 nucleotides. RefSeq lists its product as uncharacterized. The transcript has 24 exons. The coding region runs from base 193 to 8109 and encodes 2638 amino acids. Gene Ontology annotation, molecular function: G protein-coupled receptor binding; guanyl-nucleotide exchange factor activity. Lineage: Eukaryota; Metazoa; Arthropoda; Insecta; Diptera; Drosophilidae. The record is from RefSeq and is a predicted model, not a curated record. Gene Ontology annotation, cellular component: cytoplasm. Gene Ontology annotation, biological process: G protein-coupled receptor signaling pathway.
CGAGUUCUGUGCCUUUUGACAUCGUCUACCAAUUUUGAUGUUACUAUCGACAUUUUGGAUAUUGAAUACUUUAGUAAAUACUCACUGAAAUAAUCCUCCUGAUUUCGGAUUCUAUCGGCUAAUUGCAAGUAUCUUUUGCAAUUUGCCGCAACAAUUGGAUUUAUUUUUUGUAAAACCAUCGCAAAGUACUCUAUGGAUGACCCAUCAAUCAAAAAACGAUUGAUUGAUUUUGGUACCGACGAUCAUGAGUACGAUGAAGUUCAGGAGUUACCAGAGGAAUCAAGCAAUCCAACAAACGUGUCACAAGUUAGCAACAACACUGGUGACAACAUCGACACAUCACCCGCUGAUGUUGGCGGCCCAUCGACGAGUGUGGAUUCGCCGCCAGAGUUGCCACCGCCAAAGCAGAAAUCUGUAAAGAAUUCUAAGAAUAAACAAAAGCAAAAAGCCAAUAAAUCAAAAAUACCACGAUCCCCGUCCUUGGCCAGCAGCCUAAGCUCGUUGGCCAGCAGCUUCAGUGGCAGUCACAGCCACAAUAGCAACAACAAUAAUAACAACAACGUUCCACCACAGACGCCUCCAUUGCCAACCAGUUAUCAGCAGCAGAAUAAAAAGAAGGCAAAACAUAUGAAUGGUGCGGAUAAUGAUGGCGGUGCGAGUGCUACUCCGGUUUCCACUGCACCCACCACAACCACCGCAUGUAACAACAACAGCAACAAUAAAACGGCAACGAGUGAUGGCGAUGGCAACACCACCCCCACCACCAUGGAGACAAAUCCAGGAUCAUCGGGUAACCGACGACCCACAAUACAGAUUACACCCAUUCCCCAAGUGACUACACCGACCACUCCAAAUCCAGCAUCACCAAAAAAUUUUCAGUAUUUAACAUUAACUGUGCGUAAGGAUGAAAAUGGCUAUGGCAUGAAGGUCUCCGGCGACAAUCCGGUUUUUGUGGAAAGUGUUAAGCCAGGUGGAGCAGCGCAAAUAGCUGGUUUGGUUGCCAAUGAUAUGAUUUUAAAGGUUAAUGGACAAGAAGUGCGGCUGGAGAAACAUCCGACUGUAGUUAAUUUGAUCAAAGCUUCCACAAUUGUUGAGCUGUCUAUAAAACGAAGUCAUAAGAUGACACGGCCAACCUCUGUGGGCAUUGUGCCAACAACUCCAAUACUCUCUGGUCGCGAUCGCACCGCUUCAAUUACUGGUCCACAGCCCGUCGAUAGCAUUAAACGUCGGGAAAUGGAGACAUACAAGAUCCAAACUCUACAAAAGAUGUUGGAACAGGAGAAGUUGAAUCUCGAACGUCUUAAAGGCGACACCGAAAAUCCCAGCUAUAAACUAUCGGAGGCAAACAUUCGGAAGUUGCGGGAACAAUUGCGUCAGGUUGGGGCUGAGGAUACACCAACAAUUAAAUAUCAAGCAGCUGCAAGCGACAAAAAUACCGAAUUACUAAUGCGCAAUCAAAUUCUAAAUUUGUCUGCGUCCUCUUUUAAACCUCAUCAUCAUCAUCUUCACAACAACAACAACACGAACAACAACAAUAAUCAUCAUCACCACCAGCACCAGGCUAGCACACCACAGUCACACCAAACACAACAUUCAUCACCUGCAUUCCUAUCGCUAUUGCCACGUUCACUUUCGUCACUUUCGCUGGGAACGCGAAAGAAUAAGAUUGAUAAAGAUUUCGUAACAUCGCCAUUAAACAAUACAACGGACUUGUUGCCACCACAUCAACGAACUCCGGAUGCUUUCAAUGCAAUGUCACAGUCACUGCAUCAUACGCCAAGUUUACUUCAAAAUGCUCAGCGCAGUUCGCAACAGCAAUUUGUGUAUCAACAACAACAGCAGCGCUUAAAGGAGACAUUGAAAACCAAUCAAUCGGGAUCAAAGAGUAAGAAUAAGUUUUCAAUAUCAAAGAGUCUCAUCGAAGAGGAUAUACCACCGCCGUUGCCACAAAGGAAUCCUAAGUUAACCUUGGAUUUUGGUAAUGCUAGCAAUAUGCAUCUAUUUGCUCCCAUUUCUGACUUGGAUCGAGCUGGCAGUCCGCAACGAAACUCGCCGCAGUCAAAGAUGGCUUCUAAUGAUAGUCCUGCUGCCAAUACCGUCAAUAAUAAUGGUAAUGCCAAAACAAAGCGAUCGAAAGUGAAGACAAAAGCUCUAUCUGAUCCAAAAAUGACAACACAAAUGUUUUUACAAAUGGAAACGGCAUGUGGAAUCGUUGGCACAACAACUGUUGAUAUGGCUGGGAAUAGUGGCAAUAACGAUGGUGACUGUGUUCCACCACCAUUGCCACCACGUCAGCCGGGCAUGUUGUCCGAGGAAAUGAAUCGGGGUAGCUGCCAGAAUUUAAGCAGCGGACGUGCACAACCAAAUUCGUUAGGUACUGUUUACAAUUAUCCACUUGUCUCCACCUGUACCGCUGUUCAGAGUGACAAUAUGAAGGCUGCAUUUCCACUAUCGCAGCGACCAAACAUUGUUAAGCAGUUGCAGCAGCAUCAACAACAGCAACAACAACAGCAGCAACAUCAACAACAACAACAACACGGCGGUACUGCAGCUCUAGGUCAAACGCCACAACUGACUCAAAUGAAGCAUCGACGCGUUGGUUCUUCGCCAGACAACAUGCAUCCCAGGCAUCCGGAUCGAUUGGUGAAAACCACAUCUGGCUCUUGGGAGAUUGUGGAGAAGGAUAGUGAGAUAACGCCUCCGGGUACACCACCACCGCCUUAUUUAACCAGCUCACCGAUGCCCUUAGCGGAAGAUCCCAAUGAGAAUUCUGCUGGCGGAGCUGGAAUCUUCAUAGAAUCACAUCACUUUACACCAAUGGCAUGUGCAACGUCACCGUCGCAACAGCCUCUACAUUCCAGUCGCAUACAGGCGGCUCAAUCCACAGACACCCAAAAAGAGAUUAUUUCCAUGGAGGAUGAGAACUCCUCCGAUCAGGAAGAACCAUUUAUUGAUGAAAAUGGGCCAUUCAACAAUUUAACACGUCUGCUUGAAACUGAAAAUGUUGUUUUCCUAGCGGUCUUUCUCAACUACGUUCUAUCGAACUCGGAGCCAGCUCCACUUUUAUUUUACCUAAUUACUGAGUUGUACAAAGAGGGAACUUCGAAGGAUAUGCGGAAAUGGGCCUAUGAAAUACACUCAACUUUUCUUGUGCCUCGUGCACCGUUGUCCUGGUAUCGCCAAGACGAAUCUUUGGCCAGGGAGGUGGACAACGUUCUUCAAUCUGAAUUUGACAAAGUUGAAAUAUUGCGUACUGUCUUCCUACGCAGUCGCAAACGCGCCAAGGAUCUGAUCAGCGAGCAGCUUAGGGAAUUCCAGCAGAAGCGCACUGCCGGUCUAGGGACCAUUUAUGGACCGACCGACGAUAAGUUAGCUGAAGCGAAAGGUGACAAGCAACGGGAACAGAUCGUUGACAAAUAUUUGAUGCCCAAUCUGCAGGGCUUGAUUGACGACUUUGAAAAGGAUUUGCCACAAGAAGAUGCUCGGAGACUAGCCUUAUGCUCUGCACUGUCAACGGUGAUUCAUCGCAUAUUUACAACCCGUUCUCAUCCAAAUAGCAUUGUGGACCGUGUUCAUCAUUUUGUGAGUCGCGAAAAGAGUUUCAAAUCACGUCUUAUGGGCAAAAAUCGAAAGAUGUUGGUACGGGGUCAUCCGUUAGUAUUACGUCAAUACUAUGAAGUGACGCAUUGUAAUCAUUGUCAAACGAUUAUAUGGGGUGUAAGCCCGCAAGGUUAUCAUUGCACAGACUGUAAAUUAAACAUUCACCGUCCUUGCUCGAAAGUCUUAGACGAAGCCUGUCCCGGGCCACUUCCCCAAGCAAAACGACACCCGCACAACGAUAAUAAAAUUAGUAAAUUCAUGGAUAAAAUCAGGCCUCGAACAAGUGAUUUUAUAGCAAAUGAAAAGCGCGCUCGCCAGGAUGAGGAUUUGGAUGCAGAUUUAAGCAGUGAUCGCGUGCACUCAUCUUCAAUUGUUCGCCAGCCUUCGGAUCGCAGGCCGGAUGUGAACGUAUCCCUGCGCUCCAACGGCAAUGCAUCCUGUAAUACAUCUCUGCUAAAUAGCAGCGAUUUGCACAAUUCAUUUCCCGCCGUAAACAACGCUAAUUCGGAUAGUGCUAGUGGAGCCAGUGGUGGUUUCCCAGAUCUUACAACAAGUUCGGGAUCUGGAACUUUAACUAAUUCAUUGACAGGUGCAAUUGGUUUGCCAGCGAUCAGCGAUUUGCAUACGCCAGAUUCAGUUGAGAGCAAUGUCCGGAGGGACAGCUUUCAUCCCCAACACAAAAGUGCACCAGUUUCUGUUAAUCGAUCGGAGUCGUACAAGGAACGUUUGUCGAACAAGCGAAAUCGCAAUAGUCGCCGCAAAACCUCCGAUCCGAGUUUAUCGUCUCGAAAUACCGAUGAUCAACCAGACCUGGGCCUUACAAAUUCCAAUGAUACGGGAAGUUCAAAUUCUAGUCUCUCUUCCGAAAAUGGCUUUGAUAGUCCAAGCAUCUCAAUGGAACAGGUUGCUAGCGGUAUUUCGGUAGCAUCGAUUGGGGCCCACGCCAUAUCCAGUACAUCACAUCUCCACCAGCAUCCGCAUCUGAUAAUUCAACAGAAUGCAAAUCUGCACAGUCAACAGGACUCGUUCCAAGGCAGCGUUGGGAGUAGCAGUAGUGCAAGUAAUGCCAGCUUCUGGAAUGCCGGACAACCGCCGUUGCAGCGUCAAUGGAAUUUUGAGAGCGAUGAUGAGGAUGAUUUGAAUGAGACCGACUGGAGUUCUGUAGUAAAGGUUGAGAUACUUGCAGCUCUAACCGAUGCCGAAAAGAAACGACAGGAAAUUAUUAAUGAGAUCUAUCAAACGGAACGCAAUCAUGUGCGUACUCUCAGAUUGCUGGAUCGUCUGUUUUUCUUACCGCUUUAUGACAGUGGCUUGCUCCCUCAAGAUCAUUUAUUGUUAUUAUUUCCACCCGCACUCUUAUCAUUGCGUGAGCUUCAUGGAGCCUUCGAGCAAAAGCUUAAACAACGUCGAAUCGAACAUAACCACGUUGUGCAAUAUAUGGGAGAUCUAUUGUCAGAAAUGUUUGAUGGACAACAUGGUGAAAAUCUUUGUGAGCAUGCUGCUCAGUUUUGUGCACGUCAGCAGAUUGCACUUGAGGGUCUUAAAGAGAAGCGGCAUAAGGAUGAGCAGCUACAGAAAUUGCUUAGGAAAUCUGAGUCUCAUAAGGCUUGUCGUCGAUUAGAGCUUAAGGAUUUAUUGCCCACGGUAUUACAGCGACUGACCAAAUAUCCACUGUUGUUUGAGAAUUUGUACAAGGUUACUCUUCGAGUGCUACCUGAGAACACAACUGAAGCAGAGGCCAUACAGCGCGCCCUCGAGUCCUCGAAGAAAAUUCUCGUCGAGGUUAACAAAGCUGUAAAAACGGCCGAGGAUGCUCACAAACUACAAAAUAUUCAACGCAAAUUGGACAAGUCGUCGUAUGAUAAAGAAGAAUUCAAAAAACUUGAUCUAACACAACAUCGUUUAGUGCAUGACGGCAACUUGACAAUGAAAAAGAAUCCCAGUAUACAGCUUCAUGGGUUGCUCUUUGAAAACAUGAUUGUUUUGCUUACAAAACAGGACGAUAAGUAUUUACUAAAGAAUCUUCAUAUGCCGCUUGCCGUCAGCAAUAAGCCAGUUAGUCCCAUUAUGAGCAUCGAUUCGGAGACUUUAGUACGUCAGGAAGCCGCAGACAAGAACUCGUUCUUUCUAAUCAAGACAAAGACCUCACAAAUGCUUGAGCUGCGAGCGACCAGCAGCUCUGAGUGUAAAACAUGGUUUAAACACAUUUCUGACGCUGCUGCACAGCAGUAUAAGCCCCGAUCUAAGAACGCCAAUAGUCAAGAUGCUGUUGCCGAUGAUCCAAUUAUUGCCACGUUACCGCAAUCGCAUAACAAGGAGUCGGUGGAUCCAACACCAGAUCGUACUCAACCGGCGAGUGUGACGGCAACUGUUACCACAACGCCAUUGGCACCGAUGCUACCAAUUGCAGUGGUAACGCCAGCGCCAACUGCAAGUAAUAAUUGUGAAAUCGGUGCGACGCAGUUGAAUAAUAACUUGCGACGGGAGAGCACACAGAGUGAUAAUUCUGGCUAUUAUAAUAUAACGGCUAAGCGGCGUCUUAGCCAAAAUGAUGCUGCUGGAGCAUCAGUUAGUCGCACAAUGUCGACGCGCAGCUGCGGAGAGCCCAACAAUAACUAUCCAAAUGUUGGGCAGGACAUGAAUCCCGUUGUGUUGCGACACACACAAUCGGCACGGGAGGCCAACAACAACAGCGGAGGCGGAGGCGGCGGCGGCGGCGGCGGCGUCGGCGUCGGCGGUGACUCAAAUGAGGAGCGUGCGUCAACUUACAGUCUAGUUGGCGGUCAGUCGAAGCGUGACAGUGCAAGCAUCGUUUGUUCCAAUAACUCAAAUAAUACACGAACAUUGUUAAUGCAGUCACCGCUGGUUGAUCCCACGGCAAUUCAGAUCAGCAUUAGUCCGGCUCACACAGCGGAGCCGGUGCUGACGCCGGGUGAGAGAUUGCGGCGCUUGGACGCCUCAAUUCGUGAUGGCUUGAUAGAGAAACAGAGAAUUAUAUGUGAUAUCUUUCGCUUGCCAGUUGAGCAUUUCAAUGAGAUUGUCGAUAUUGCAAUGAUGCCAGAAGCACCCAAAGACAGCGCUGAUAUUGCAUUGGCUGCUUAUGAUCAAGUGCGGAUACUGACAAAGAUAUUAAAUGAUUACAUGCAUGUGUCGCCGGAAAGAGAAAUCUCAGCCGUAUCCACCGCAGUGUGCGAUCAUUGUCAUGAUAAAGAUCGCUCCCGCCGGACUACAGCGACCAGAUCUCCACCACCUCCGCUGCCACCACCGAACAAACAACAAGCCCAGGGUCAACACCGAACGCCACAGUUGAAGCGGAUACCCAAGCAGAAGGCAGCUGAAAUUGAGGAAAUCGAGGUCGCUAUACAUGAGGAUGACGAUGGAUAUUGUGAGAUUGAUGAGCUGCGCUUGCCUGCAAUACCAACAAAGUCCCCAGAUGUCUCUGCACCACUUGCAUCAUUCAAAUUUGCAGUUGUGCCACCUGCCGAAAGCAACAACACAAACAGUUCGGAGACAACCAAACGACAGAGCACUAUUAGUGUUGAUAGCAUUCCCGAAGAAUCUGCCGAUGAGUUGCAAAAGGGAGAAUCAAAGAUACCAGAGGUCGAACCCAUUCUUGAAGCUCCUCCAAAGGUGGCACAAGAAGAAAAGGAAACAGAAGCCGAAACUGAGCCAAAAAUAUCAACAAAGAUUUUGGAAUCGGCAGCUGAAGCAGCUGUUGAUGGAGAUCAAAAUGGAACAGAAAGUGGUGACAAAAGUGAUCACAUCGAAAUCAAUGAUGUGUAUGACACUUUGGCUGCACUUAACAAAGCCCACACUACACUGUCCAUGAUUGACAACUCCACACAGACUGCAGCAUUGCUGCCAUUAACAAGUGUUGGUGUUGUCAAGGAAAAAGUGGUUAGUUCAUCAUCUACUGCUGUGGGAACAGGCGGAACUCUAUGUGGACUCAAUCGAAUUCAGCAUGCCAGCUCUCUAGAGCCAAGCGUACCUUGUCAUGCUCUUAGCGGCAUUGUAAAUGUCCUCAAUGAGCAAAUUUCGCUACUUUUGCCCAAAAUUAAUGAGCGCGAUGUGGAACGAGAGCGUUUGCGCAAAGAGAAUCAACACCUACGUGAGCUUUUGAGUGCAAUGCAUGAACGUCAGCGAGUUGAUGCACUUAAGGAAACUCCAACCGAUAUCCUGACUAUUCUGCAAGCGGCUGAUGCAGAAUUCGAAGACGAUAUUGAUGCCAUUUCCAAUACAUCUCUGACGCCGACUCCAACGCCUUUACCCAUGUCAGCUCCUAUCAGCGAGACCAACGUGGAAUUGCCGGAUCUUCCAGCACAAAUGAAAACUGAUUUUAUAGAAUCGAUGGGCAGCAAAGAUAAUAUUGACCAAGAGCUGCAGUUGCUCGCGGGCUCUUAUAAGCUACCAGAAGCACUGAUAGCUGCUGUAAAGAGGUACAAAGUUGAACAGGAGACGGAAAAGGAGUCGGAACGGGAGCAAGAACAAAAUAAAAGCGUUAAAAACUAAUUACAAGCCUUCUAAAUAUAAUCCAUUCUGGAGGAGAUGAUUGUGUGGACUAAUGUUACUGUGGUUACCUAGAGCUACUCCCUCUUGAGACGAGAUCUUCUAGGGUUCUGACGUUCUAUGCUCUAUGUGGAAACAAAAAUCUUUAUUAAGUAUAUAAUUGUGUUUGUUUCGCUGCGCCAUUGUCCAAUUGAAUUGGCAGUGUUUAUGUUAAUAUAUAUAGCCUUAUUUAAAAUUAAACCUACUUAUUAAAGCUGCAUUUGCUUUACCAAGUGGUUAGCUGAGGGUGAAAAUAAGAUUUGAUUUAAUAUACUUACAAAACAUAAAUAUAUUCCAUAUAGCGACAUUAAAUAAAUCUGUAAAAGUUAAUGUUGAUAAUUUCCUGAUAAAAAUUAUAACUAAACACAAAAAUCAAUUAUUUUUAUACAAAAUCAUAUCUAUACUUUUGAUGUAGAGCAAACAACACUAAUGGUUAAAUAUACAAUGUUUGAUACAUUUAUACACCCACUGUAUUAUGUGAAACUAACUAAAGAACAACAAAGCAUUAUCUAUCUAUCGUAUUUUUUAAGGCUUUAUCAUAGUUAAAGCUUAGUAAAUCUAUAAAAUGUAUUUAAAUAUAGAAAGAAAAGAAAGAAGAAAAAAAAAAUUAGAAAAUGGCAAAUUGAACAAUUGGCUAGCACACGUUUCAGCUAAUUUGUACUUAUAUAUACAU